CACUGAAGCCACGUCGCGUACUUCGAUCACCGACAGCGAUGAGCUCUUCCAAACUUUCCAAUAUCCUCGAGGCUCUUUCAAUCCCUCAAGAAUUCUCCCGCUUUGACAAGCUUACAGAUGAACAAAUCCUUGCUCAACUCAUCAGGUGGAAAACCGAUGUUUGUGCUAACCUCACAAGUCUUCGCGAUCUGCUCGCAAUGCAGAAUGGCAUUAAAAGCCUACCGGUCGACGAGCAGGCAGAUAUUGCUGCAUGCAUAGCCGCAUUUGAUGGUCCUGAACCAUACAUCCCUCCUCUGGUGCUAACACGUAUCCUGGCGCAUCACCUCAAACCAGCUUUCGCUGCCAAUCCGCAUCCGCGCCUUAACCUGCAGACGGGGCGGAAGCUACAUCAGCCAGCGGAUACGCAAGACGCGUAUGAGGGACAGGUAUGGAAGACGCGUAUCGGUACUGGAAAUGUCCUUGGAUGGUGUCUACGAAACAUCGAUGCCGGCACGUAUGAAUCCGUCUGGCACCUGAUUCUCCCUCCAGUGAUGACUUUCCUCGAUGAUUUCGAAGCAUCUUACAAACUGCGGGGAGUUCAGCUCGUGUCCGACUUGCUUUCUCGCGUUCCUCCAGAACUUCUCAAGCGCACCGGGGUUGACGGUCUCUUAUUCACUUCUUUAAGUGGUACAUUCAACCACCUGCGCGAUCCGCUCACCCCAGAUCUGAUUCGCGCCGCCGUUCCUACCACUCUGCACCUGAUUGACCUCGCCUCACCACCCUCACCGGCACCGCUUCCACCAACACCUGCAUUUUCCUCAGACCGCACCAUGACGUCCUCCCGCGCAAAUCCGGCCACACGAUACGAACAUCUAUCCACACUCCUCGGUUCCUGCCUUAUUGGCACCGUCUUCCUAUAUGCAUAUACUGAUCCUGAGGCCAUUCUCGCGGCGACUGACAUGCUUCCGCCCGUACUUACUCAUAUCGGAAUAGGCGCUACCAGGUGGCUCAAGCGACUGGCCAUUCUAGGCAUUAAUUCCACAGUUAACCCAUGUUCUUCUCCCGCCAGCCGUUCCUUCCCCCCACCCAUACGCAUGACGCCAAUUUGAAGCUUAAGGUGUCUUCUCAUCCGUGCACUAUGUACUUGCAUUGAAACCUGUGCCCCCCGAAUAUAUCUAUGGAAAUGCAAUAUCAUUGAUGCAAUUGGACGUGCAUGGGCAGUUGCCAUGGACAUUGAACGUGAAGGUCAUACUCAGUUUGCAGAUGGUACAGAUGCAAGUGACCUGGCACUGGAAUAUAAAGUUCUCCUUCAAAUGACUUGUGUUAAGCUGGCAGAAGCAUGUCCCAGUAUCAUUCAGGAAGAAUAUCAACAACUCUUGACAUUUGAUUCUGCGCUCUUUGGUGACCUUGUUGGCAGCUCUUCAGUUGCGUCAGACU
Messenger RNA from Suillus paluster, 1416 nucleotides. RefSeq lists its product as uncharacterized. The coding region runs from base 39 to 1088 and encodes 349 amino acids. The record is from RefSeq and is a predicted model, not a curated record. Lineage: Eukaryota; Fungi; Basidiomycota; Agaricomycetes; Boletales; Suillaceae. Gene Ontology annotation, cellular component: centrosome; cytosol; nucleoplasm. The transcript is spliced from 7 exons.